GGGACUUUGGAAUGCUGGUCAGGUUGGAGUGCAGAGCCCUAGCUGUCAACAGCCUUCCAUUCCAGGGACAGACCGGUGGAGCCUUCUCCCUGCCAGGGCUUCAGGACCCUAGACAGCUCCCACUCUCCCCAAAGAUAGUCCUGCCUGAAGGAAACAGCCAAGGAGGCACCCAGAUGGAAGCCAGAAGCAAGUCACAGUUCUUGGCAUUCCUGAUGCUCUUCAGUGUGCUGUUCUCUCAGUCACUGGCCUGGCCUCUCUUUGGACCACCUUCUGCUGUGAGGUUGGAUGACAGGGUGCAGUAUGAAGGAGCAAGUGACCCUGACCAAGUCUCAUUAAAAGCAGACACUGACAUCUGGCAGAACGCCCUAGCAGAAAAUGACACACCCUAUUACGAUGUAUCCAGAAAUCCCAGGCACGCUGAUGGAGUUUUCACCAGCGACUACAGUAGACUUCUGGGUCAGAUUUCUGCCAAAAAAUACCUUGAGUCACUCAUUGGAAAACGAAUCAGUAACAUCUCAGAAGACCCAGUGCCAAUCAAACGACACUCGGAUGCAGUCUUCACGGAUAACUACACCCGCCUUCGAAAGCAAAUGGCUGUAAAGAAAUACUUGAAUUCCAUUCUGAAUGGGAAGAGGAGCAGUGAGGGAGACUCUCCAGACUUCCCUGAAGAGCUAGAAAUCUGAUGACUAGGCUCCUCUGAGCAGAACUGAAGAUCAGAGAAUCCUUGAAGGAGAACAGCCGAGUGGUUACAUUAUAAGUUCUACAUAUCUCAUUCAAGAAAACAGCUUCCAUAGAAAAACCAAAUAAAGUGUGUUGUGAAUAUUGUGGUUUCCUUUAUGUAACAACUGUGAUGUUUACAUUGUAAAUAUUAUUUGAGCACUCUAAAAUUCGUCCUUAGCUCAUAAAAGGCUUGUAAUUUCAUAUGCUAUAUAUUCUUUCUAAGAAAAAUAUAUUUAAUGAUAAGCGGACUCUAGAUUAAUUGCAAUUAUUUGAAGCUUUCCACAAGGGUAGCAAUAGAGGAAAAUUGAUGUGUUUAUUUAUAGCAUGUCCUUAACUAUUCAAAAGCACAGAACAGAUAAUCAGUGUGACUACGUCUGAAUGUUAAGCAGAGAGGCUGCUGUGUGAAAUAAAGCAAAAUAUCUAAGGGGAAUAACAAAAAGGAGUAUUUAAGGAAAGACACCUAUAAAAAGGAAUUUCACAAUUGUAUUUCUACAGUGAUAGGGACUCUAUUUCUCAUGGAUUAGGCCCUCCGACCAGGAUUUGCAGUCCCUAAAAGCUUCUUCGGAUCUGCUUCAGUUAAGAAAAGCCCAGCUUCAGAUAUGGAAGUUCUCCUUUCUGCUUGUCUUGUGGAUGUAUAAAUUAGAAGCUGAAUGGAAUACUUGAUUUCCAGUGAUAAAUACUCUGUCCAUAGUCACUCACAAUACUAUUUUGUCUUGUUGGCUUCCUUUGCUGAAAGUACAUUUGUAGACACAACUAUUUUUCCAAUGUGAUUGUAUGAAACUAAAGACAGGAAUAAAGAUCUUUGGUUAUCAUUGCAAA
Mesocricetus auratus (golden hamster) is the source of this 1539-nucleotide messenger RNA. RefSeq names its product vasoactive intestinal peptide (gene Vip). NCBI's taxonomy places the organism in Eukaryota, Metazoa, Chordata, Mammalia, Rodentia, Cricetidae. Gene Ontology annotation, cellular component: neuron projection; extracellular region; perikaryon. Bases 12 to 683 code for a protein of 223 amino acids. The transcript is spliced from 7 exons. The record is from RefSeq and is a predicted model, not a curated record. Gene Ontology annotation, biological process: positive regulation of protein catabolic process; positive regulation of penile erection; regulation of protein localization. Gene Ontology annotation, molecular function: neuropeptide hormone activity; peptide hormone receptor binding.